Micropterus salmoides (largemouth bass) is the source of this 1196-nucleotide messenger RNA. It is a transcript of the gene dnase1l4.1, whose product is annotated as deoxyribonuclease 1 like 4, tandem duplicate 1. NCBI's taxonomy places the organism in Eukaryota, Metazoa, Chordata, Actinopteri, Centrarchiformes, Centrarchidae. Gene Ontology annotation, cellular component: nucleus. The record is from RefSeq and is a predicted model, not a curated record. Gene Ontology annotation, molecular function: DNA nuclease activity. The transcript is spliced from 10 exons. Gene Ontology annotation, biological process: DNA catabolic process. The coding region runs from base 163 to 987 and encodes 274 amino acids.
UGAUCACCCACUACAGUGACUGAAGGUUCAAGUGCUUUUGUCGUAAAGCGCACAGAAAGGGUUUCUUCUCUUCCUACACUUUAUUUAGUCCUUAUUGGGAAUAAGCUAAACUGAUCUCAGGUCCUGUCAGCAGCAGCAGAUUCUCCUCCUCCUGCAGGGACCAUGAAAAUAGCAUCUUUUAACGUCCAGAAGUUUGGGAAAAACAAAGUCUCAGACCCAGAUGUCCUCAGUGUACUGACUAAGGUCGUGUCUCGAUAUGACAUCAUUCUGAUCCUGGAGGUGGUGGACAUCAAAGGAGAGGCUGUAAAAAUCUUGCUGGACGCCGUCAACAAAUCCAACAAGAGGCCCUACACUCUGACAAUCAGCAAACGUCUGGGCCGAACGGAAAAGUACCAGGAGCAGUUCAUGUUUCUGUACAGGGAAGACAUGGUUAAAUUGGUGGACACCUAUCAGUUUGAUGACCAAAAGACUGUGGGAACAGACGUUUUUGCUAGAGACCCCUACAUCCUGCGAUUCAAAUGCUUCAAUACAGUGCUGGAGGACUUAGUGAUGAUCCCUGUUCACACCAAACCAGAGGACUCUGUGAAGGAGCUGGAUGAGCUCUACGAUGUCUUCAUGGACGUCAAGAAGAAGUGGAAGACUGAUAACAUGAUGAUCCUGGGCGACUUCAAUGCGGACAGCUCGUACGUACCCAAGAAGAAAAUGAAGGGCAUUCGUAUCCGUAGUGACAAGAACUUCCACUGGCUGAUUGGAGAUGACAUCGACACCACAGCAAGCAACCAAAACGACAACACUUACGACAGGAUAGUGGUUUACGAAGAUGACAUGCUCCAGGCUGUAGUACCAAACUCUGCCAAACCCUUCAACUUCCAGAAGGCAUUUGGACUCACUGACGAGCAGGCUCUGAAAGUGAGCGACCAUUAUCCUGUGGAGGUGGAGCUGAAGUCCAGUAAGACACAAGCAGCAACAUCCGGGGCAGAAAAAUGAAGCCAAUGCGGACGUGCCAAAAAAGCGAGUCAAUCUCCAUUGUCCUCCAUGUUAAAAUGAACAACUUUACAGCAGAAAUAAACAUGUCGGCAGCCUGGUACAAGAAUCUGUUUUGGUCUAUAUAACUAAUUUCCCCAUUCAUGACAUCUGUGCCGAGUGUUGAGGUGCGUGGAGUAACGUUAGGAAAUAAAGUCUUGCUUGGAUUUCCU